Molecule: messenger RNA, 1083 nt
Organism: Colletotrichum godetiae
Lineage: Eukaryota; Fungi; Ascomycota; Sordariomycetes; Glomerellales; Glomerellaceae
Product: methyltransferase domain-containing protein
Exons: 8
Coding region: 1-1083 (360 amino acids)
Source: RefSeq, a predicted model, not a curated record
AUGGCCGCAGCAAACAAUGCCGGUACUCCUGCGCUUGUCAUAGACGAAGAGAGCAUUGCUUCGUCAAGCACUAGUCUUCGUGACUCUAUUCUUCACUACCGUAUUGAGAAUGGCCGAACUUACCAUCGGUAUAAAGACGGAAAAUACACGGUCCCCAAUGACGAGCGGGAAAUGGAAAGACUAGGCUUGCAAGAUGAAUUAUGGGCUAUUUCUCUUAACUUCGCUUCUGGAAUUGCUCCGCCUUGCAAAUUAGAUGCAGAGGUCAGUAGAGUUCUCGACGUCGGCACCGGCAGCGGUAUUUGGGCGAUCGCAUUCGCAGACGAACAUCCUGAUGCUGAGGUCAUUGGCAUAGAUCUCUCUCCGCCUCUCCCUGACCACGUCCCCCCGAACGUCAAGUUCGAGAUCGACGAUGUCGAGGAGGAGUGGACGUGGUCCCGGCCCUUUGACUAUAUCCACAGCAGAGUCAUGACCUGGAGCAUCAGCGAUUGGGAUCUUUACCUCCGUAGAUGCUAUGAUAAUCUCACACCUGACGGAUGGGUUGAACUGCAGGAACUCGACAUCUUCACCACGUCCGAUGACGGCACCCUCAAGGCUGACUCUGCAACACGGAGAUGGAGCACGUUGCUCACAGAGGUAACCGAAAAGCUUGGGCCUCCUUACAUCGACCCUAAGGAUCUUGUUCACAACGUGAGAAAGGCUGGCUUCGUUGGCGUUUCUAUCACAACGUACAAGUGGCCUCUCAACGACUGGCCCAAGGAUGAGAAGUACAAGCAGAUUGGAAGACUUCAUUAUGAAAACUCGACGACUGGCCUCGAGGGAUUCACCAUGGCCGCUUUGACGCGUGCUCUUGAGUGGAGUCCUGAGGAGGCUACUGUCUUCCUCAUGGAAGUACGAAACAAGGUCAAGAACAGAACGACUCAUGGAUACACCCCGACGUCAUUCUCCUUUUCCAAGCACUGCAUCAUCGGGCGUAGGCCGGAGAAGGAGGCCACUUCUGCUUCCCCAGCUCCGGCGUCCCCGGAGGCUCCUGCUUCUCCCUCAGCCCAGCCGUCAGCUCCAGCUCCGGCUCCAGGUUCUUCUUAA